Messenger RNA from Tribolium castaneum (red flour beetle), 4949 nucleotides. RefSeq names its product fire dancer (gene fid). NCBI's taxonomy places the organism in Eukaryota, Metazoa, Arthropoda, Insecta, Coleoptera, Tenebrionidae. The transcript has 6 exons. Gene Ontology annotation, molecular function: tRNA (5-carboxymethyluridine(34)-5-O)-methyltransferase activity; S-adenosylmethionine-dependent methyltransferase activity; tRNA binding. Gene Ontology annotation, cellular component: nucleus; cytoplasm. The coding region runs from base 249 to 3800 and encodes 1183 amino acids. Gene Ontology annotation, biological process: tRNA wobble uridine modification; tRNA methylation. The record is from RefSeq and is a predicted model, not a curated record.
GCGGCUUGAUUAAAAUUGUAUGCGUCUCGACGACGUCGGCGGCGGCGCGGCGCAGGUCCGUGACGUCAAAACCGCCUCCACAGUUAGUCGGGCUUGGAAAUACGCUGAGGAUGUAUUACAAUCGGGGUUGUUGUCUGUUAAUUCCGCUAAAAGCGUCGCGACCUGUGAAAAUGUCUGUGAUAGAGUGUUACACGUUCAGUUAAGCAGGCGACACCAACCAACGGGUUUUGAACAGGAUUUGAUUGAUCAUGCCGGUGGAUGAGCGUGUGGCACGAAGCGUUGCUCUAGAGCAAGCCUACGUGCACGACGUCUACGAACAAUUCUACGACAACCCCAGAAGCAAGCCCUGGCCCAAAGUACAACAGUUUCUGCAAGAUCUCGAACCCGGGUCCCUGGUCUGCGACGUCGGUUGUGGAAAUGGGAAGUAUUUGAACGUGAACACUUCGAUAUUCAACAUGGGAGGCGAUAAAUCGAUGCGAUUGACUGAAGUGGCUCGAGACAAGGAGAACGAAGUUAUAGCCCUCGACAACUUAGCGCUGCCUUUCCGCGACGAAAGCCUCGAUGCCGUGCUUUCCAUUGCCGUCGUUCACCAUCUGGCGACAACGGAAAGAAGAAUCUGCGCCCUGAGAGAGCUGGCCAGAGUUCUACGGAUCGGCGGCCGACUCAUCAUCUCAGUUUGGGCCAUGGAACAGAGCCAUCGCAAAUUCGAGUCUCAGGACGUCCUAGUUCCCUGGCACAGGCCUAAGCAUCUAAGCACGCCCUCCCUCGAACUCACCUCCACGACUAACACCUCGGAAGACGACUGCUUACCGCCAUAUCACGCCUACACGCAAACUUCCGACAGCGACUCCAACAGAUCCGUAAAGUCAAAGGGCAUUGUGAAAAAGCGGGGGAAGUCCCGGCACAAGGGCCGUUCGAUCGACCCCGGACGUAACUCUUCUCCCAGCAGUUCCAGUUUAUCAAGUCCCAACGAAACUUGCUACAGUUUCGUGCGCCGGGCUAUCCAGAAAUUGGCAGGGGGGCGAAGAGUGGGUGUGCACAGGCCCUGGUUUUUGGAAAGUUGGAGCACUUGUGCUAAAGAGCCGUCGCAUCAACAGCGUUACGACCAUGACGGAUGCGAAUGCUGCGACUGUAAUGAGAACAUUCAAGAUAUUCCUAUCGAGUUGAGGAGGGUUGACGAAGAGGAUUUGCCUCAGAGGCGGCAAACUUUUCCGUCGUCUCAGCUUGUUAACGAUAUUUCCAGCAACUUGAAAUCGAAGAGUAUGACGAAUAUUAAGACUGUUGAAAAUAAUAAUAUAGUCAGGUCGCAAUCGAGCACGCCGAGUGUACCGGAAAUCAACGUGUUGCCGGAAAUUAAGCCGAAGGCUACGCUCGCCAAGCCCAAGCUGGUUAAGCAGAAAAAAUCGAUCUGUGAGGAGGAUGAUGAGGCUUUGGAUCAACCGACUGAUAUGAAAACGCUGAUUAAUAAUCUACCGGACUUUAAGGUGUUUCAUGCGAGGUAUCACAGAGGGGGGGUGUUUAAGCAGCGGUCGCUGAACGAGGAGCUGAUGUCGACUGAUAGACUGAAGGAGAAGGAGAGGGUGCGGCAAAAUAUCCAGAAACAAGCAUCUUUGAACGAGGAUUUAAUUUAUCAAAGACACACUUUCGACUCAUUCAAAGAUUCCUUCUUUUCUGUUUCUACUUCGAAGCGCUUCCAAUUAAUCAAAACGGGUUUUACGAAUAAAAUUAAAAACUCCACUACGAUAGAGAAAGUGACUGGGACAUCGCUGAAAAACGGGUUCGUCAGGAUGUUCCAAAACUGGAAAAGUUCCGACCUGAUUUCGCCCACGAUCCCCGAAAACGAAACAAUCGACCCUUUGAAAAAGCCAAUAGUGAUCGAAGAGAAAAAGGACGGUUCCACGACCGAACGGAGACACUCCAAAGAGGACGGUUCCGACUCAUCCAAAGACAGUAGUUUGCAAAGUGAUACUAGUGUAGAUUCCGAAGAUUCGUUCGCUUCGGUUAUAUUUGUCCCGAAAUCGGAUUCCAUGUCGCCGACGCCACUAUCCCCAGGUCCAAUCUCCCCACGGGUCAAAACCUCCUCAGUCCCCAACUCGCCCCGAAUCAAGCAAUCGUCCUGCCCCACCAGCCCCCGAAUCAAGCAAAUGCCUCUGACCGUCUACCCCUUAACCAAACAACUCAGCUCCCCCAAGCCAACAACCUCCGAUCUUCUCACCGACAAAUCAGACAGGGACCACACGGCAAGUACAACAGCAAGCAGCAAAAACCUUGCACAAAAGUACUCAGUACCUCAAAUCCCAAAAUUUAGACGGACUAGUCUCAACUCCCCUAGUCUAAACACCAGUCCGGAAAAAUCCCCAGUAGAAAAAACCGAAACGAGAACCGAGAGACUGAAAAAAAUUAAAGAACUCCUCACGCAAAAGCCCGGCUUUGGGGCGCGAUCCAAAUCCAACUACCCCAUAGUGCGCCACUCCUCCGUCGCCAACGGCAAAGUCGAGGCCGUGGCGAAGCCGCUCCCCAAACUCCUAACCCUCGAGCUCUUCAACCCGGAACUAGACGACAAAGACAGUGACUCCAGCUGCGUCUCAAGCCCCGAUUCCAUCGACAGCGUCAUAAACGUGCGCACGGACAUCACCAGAACCAAGUUCAAAUUCCCUCCCUCCAAACCCAAAGACCCGAAGCCGAUGAGCCUCCUCGAGGCCGCCGCCGACGUGGCCAACACCCUGGACGAAGCCGUGGAGAAAGUGAUCAAGUCCAGCCCCCGCACGAAGCGGAAGCUCCAGACCGGCGACGUGCUCUCCAUCAUACAACGACGCUACUCCAGCGACACCACGCCCCUGCUGGGGGGCCCCUCCUGGGACGAGGAGUGCCACAAGCACCUCACCGACUUCGCCGACAAGCUCAGCGAGAAGCUGCUCCAAGAGAUCGACCAGUAUCAAGAGAAGAGCAAGGCUCUGACCACAUCGAUUGACAACAUCGACGACCCGUACAUUCAUCGACUGAGCGAGGAGUUAGACGAUCUGUCCAAGUUAAGUGCCGAGAUUCAGAAACAGAACGAGUAUUUGGCCAAGUUGAGUGCGAGUGAUAGUUUGUUUAAUCGAGCUUGUGCAAAGUGUAGGGAAGUCGAGUGUAAAUGCUACGAACGGACCAAAACGAAAGAAAAAACUGAUACGAAAAAAGUGCCAGUUAGUGAGUUUUUCAGUGUGAAAAAUGACGCUUUUAAAAGGUCGCACACGAACGAGUCGCUGAGCGAAACGCCAGAGUUUGCAAACUGCAAGCUCUCCGUCAGCAAGACCUCCAUCAGGAUGGGCACCUCCACCGACUCGUGCGAUUCGGACAAAGGCAGUAGCACAAACUCGAUGAUUUCGAGCGUGGCGACCUCGAUCAACUUCGGCCAGUCGCUGGAGUCGGCCGAUGGGGUUGAAAGCCACAAGGACACCAACUCCAUCAGCAGAUACAGCGACGGGGGAAGCACCGCAUCGUUGGCGUCGUGUCCCGAAUGGAAAACGAUCAAACCGAAAACCGAGGAACGAUUAUCGAAUUCGACCGUCAGUCUCGAGAGCGAUUCGUCGAAAAAGCGCGAAAAGUCGACACUGCUGAGCGAUACGUCGCAGGACUCGCUGCCUUCGGACAAUAUCGGCGGCGAAAUAACUUAUCAUAGAUAUUAUCACGUGUUUAGAGAGGGAGAACUGGACCAAUUGAUAGAAAAAUAUGUAGAAAACCUCCACAUUAUAUCGUCGUAUUACGACCACGCCAGCUGGUGUAUAAUUGCCGAGAAGGUGCAAGUAUGGACUAUCUGACGUGUUGGAAUAGAAAUGAAUCAACGUCAAAGCACAAUGUACAUAAAUGUUCUCUUUAACAUAGCGUAGUUGCAGGCCACUCAUCUUAUGAAGGUUGGGCUCAUUUCUCACUUCGCAAGUAGGGAUUUCCUUUCGGAACUUUAAUCAAUUCCUGGCCUUACCUUCGACUGUAUAGAGUUUUCAUAAGCCUACGUACAUUAACUAAUGCUAAAGUCGCCUACCUUGUUAGAACUAAUAGAACUCUAUUACAGUUGCAGAAUGUGUAGAGAUUAUCGCUACUAUCAUGGUUCUGUUACAUUCGUUUCAUCUUUCAAGCUCAAAUCGACCUAUAGUCAGACUUUGUGUGUUUAUGUAAAGUAUAGCAAAUUAGCUCUUAUAUUUUUUAUACAAUUAAAGUAACAUAAUUGAUUCAAGGAUCAUUUCGGUGUUUUCGAUUCUUUCACGCGCAACUUCCCGUUUAAAUAUGUUCGUUCAUCACAAACUGGGCCGAAAUCGUGCUUUCAUUACAUAUCAUUUACAAGUUCUGUAAUUUAGUUUGUCUCACGAAAUUUCGGAACAGAAUGAUGAACUGAUAAGUGUGAACUGAGCGUCUGUUUCCCCCAGCGGGUGGCAAACAAUCGCAUUGAACCGGUCGAGGAAAAUCUUCCCACAUGUCCAUUUAUCGCAUUCGAAAUGCUCCUAUUUUUUACCGCUAUGACGUGUGACGAAAAGUACAUAUGACCUACGUAUUGAAUAAUAAUCGGCAGAAAUUUUCAGACAUGAGUUCAUUAGCGUUAGACCAUGGCUUCUGCACGCAACCGACGAACGUUGCGUGCAAAAGCUCGAAACUAGUUGAAGAUAGCUUUAAAGUAACCAUUGAUUAAUACGCUAUUUUUCAUAUCUUGCGGUAUUUAUGACACAAUUUGGGGCUAGAAUAAACCGAACAGACAAAUAAUAAAUUCCUUUGAUUAUAUUACUUAAUCCAUUCCGUUACCCAUCUUAAGAGAGUAUUAAACUUUGUGCCUGUCUUGUAUGGUGAAGAAUUUUGAUACUUAAAAUAGGAUUCAACGAAAAACUUUGAUGUGACAUGUAUUUCACUCUAUAAAUCAUUAAAAACUACAAACUAAAUUUGCAUUUGACUUGUUGUGUUUAAUAAAAAUAUACUCAAAU